Messenger RNA from Nyctereutes procyonoides (raccoon dog), 3474 nucleotides. It is a transcript of the gene NCLN, whose product is annotated as nicalin. Bases 111 to 1802 code for a protein of 563 amino acids. Gene Ontology annotation, biological process: regulation of signal transduction. NCBI's taxonomy places the organism in Eukaryota, Metazoa, Chordata, Mammalia, Carnivora, Canidae. The record is from RefSeq and is a predicted model, not a curated record. The transcript is spliced from 15 exons. Gene Ontology annotation, cellular component: endoplasmic reticulum membrane.
CGGCGCCCGCAGGACCCCGGCGGCUACCCAUGCCGAGGUGAGUCCGCGGGAGCCGCCGCCGCCGCCGUCCCGUCCCGCCGCCGCCCCGCGCGGCCCCGCCGCCGGCCAGGAUGCUGGAAGAAGCGGGCGAGGUGCUGGAGAACAUGCUGAAGGCGUCGUGCCUGCCGCUCGGCUUCAUCGUCUUCCUGCCCGCGGUGCUGCUGCUCGUGGCGCCGCCGCUGCCCGCCGCCGACGCGGCGCACGAGUUCACCGUGUACCGCAUGCAGCAGUACGACCUGCAGGGCCAGCCCUACGGCACCCGGAACGCAGUGCUCAACACAGAGGCCCGUACCAUCGACGCCGACGUGCUGAGCCGGCGCUGCGUGCUCAUGCGGCUAUUGGACUUCUCCUACGAGCAGUACCAGAAGGCUUUGCGGCAGUCGGCCGGCGCCGUGGUCAUCAUCCUGCCGCGGGCCAUGGCUGCCGUGCCCCAGGACGUCAUCCGGCAAUUCAUGGAGACCGAGCCCGAGAUGCUGGCCAUGGAGACCGUCGUCCCUGUGUACUUCGCCGUGGAGGACGAGGCCCUGCUCUCCAUCUAUGAGCAGACACAGGCUGCGUCCGCCGCCCAGGGCUCUGCCUCUGCCGCUGAAGUGCUGCUCCACACCGCCACUGCCAACGGCUUCCAGAUGGUCACCAGCGGGGUCCAGAGCAAGGCCGUGAGCGACUGGCUCAUCACCAGUGUGGAGGGGCGGCUGACGGGGCUGGGUGGAGAAGACCUCCCGACCAUUGUCAUCGUGGCCCACUACGAUGCCUUCGGAGUAGCCCCCUGGUUGUCGCACGGUGCGGACUCGAACGGGAGCGGCAUCUCCGUGCUGCUGGAGCUCGCCCGCCUCUUCUCCAGGCUCUACACCUACAAGCGCACCCACGCUGCGUACAACCUUCUCUUCUUUGCCUCUGGAGGGGGCAAGUUCAACUACCAGGGCACCAAGCGCUGGCUGGAAGACAACUUGGACCACACAGAUUCCAGCCUGCUCCAGGACAACGUGGCCUUCGUCCUGUGCCUGGACACCGUGGGCCGGGGGGACAGCCUGCACCUGCAUGUGUCCAAGCCACCCCGCGAGGGGACACUGCAGCACGCCUUCCUGCGGGAGCUGGAGGCGGUGGCCGCCCACCAGUUCCCGGAGGUGCGGUUCUCCAUGGUGCACAAGAAGAUCAACCUGGCGGAGGACAUCCUGGCCUGGGAGCACGAGCGCUUCGCCAUCCGCCGGCUGCCUGCUUUCACCCUGUCCCACCUGGAGAGCCAUCGCGACGGCCAGCGCAGCAGCAUCAUGGAUGUGAGGUCCCGGGUUGACUCUAAAACUCUGACUCGCAACACCAGGCUCAUUGCAGAGGCCCUGACCCGGGUCAUCUACAACCUGACCGAGAAGGGAACCCCCCCGGACAUGCCGGUCUUCACGGAGCAGAUGCAGAUCCAGCAGGAGCAGCUGGACUCAGUGAUGGACUGGCUCACCAACCAGCCGCGGGCCGCCCAGCUGGUGGACAAGGACGGCACGCUGCUCAGCACGCUGGAGCACUACCUGAGCCGCUACCUGAAGGAGGUGAAGCAGCACCACAUCAAGGCCGACAAACGGGACCCCGAGUUUGUCUUCUAUGACCAGCUGAAGCAGGUGAUGAACGCCUACAGGGUCAAGCCCGCCAUCUUCGACCUGCUUCUGGCCGUGUGCAUAGGCGCCUACCUCGGGAUGGCCUAUACGGCAGUCCAGCACUUCGACCUCCUGUACAAAACAGUUCAGAGACUGCUCGUGAAGGCCAAGACGCAGUGACGGGGCCCUCGCCCGCGCCGCGAGCCCCUGCCUGCCGCCACUCCCCACUCCUCCGCGCAGGAGGGCAAGGCUCCGCCCCCGGCUCAGGCCGAAACCCUGAAUUAGAGCUUUUCUGUGUUGCUCUUGAGGACUUGGGGGAUUCUUUCUCUGUUUUGUCCUUUGAACUCCCUCGGAGGAGCGUUUGGUGGAGGUCCCCAGGGGCCAGGCCACAGACUUGGGGAUGCGUCUGCAGAGGAGCCCCCAGCCCCAGAGGCGGCCCCGCAGCCCUCAGGGCUCGCCCACUGUGGACGACAGAGGAGACGUGCCCAGCACCGCCUCAGCGUCCCUCCUCUGGCCCACGACCGACCGACCGACAGACGGACCGAUGGACCGCAGCCCGAGGGGCAAGGGGCCUCCUUCGCCCACCACACCGGCCAGACCACUCUCUGCUGACUCAGAUGCUCCCCCUCUGGUCUGAAGAAGGGCAGCACUGGCCUCUAGGUCCCCAGGUCCUGACCCCUCCCUGUGUCCCCCACCCUGGCCCGGGCUGCGGGGAGCCGCCUCAGGGUGCAGCCUUGGAAUGCGUCUCCCUCGAGCCCCCGUGGACACUGGUGCCCUGAAGACCCGGCGGCCUCCCGGCCCGGCUCCCUGUGCCAUUGACCUUCAUGUGUGUUUCUUACCGUCUGCCCCCACCCACGUGCCCUGGGGAGCUUGGGCCUGCCCCCCAGGAACCUGGGUGCCUUUGGAGCCCCAGGGGCAGGAGGCAGCCGUGGAGCAGAGAGGAGGCCCCUACCCGCCCCCACCCCUUCCCUGACCUCAGGCUCUCUGGGCCUCGGUUUCCUCAUCUGUAGAAAGGAGGUGUGUGCUGGGGCAGCUGGUGACCCCGUGUCCUAGGAGGGCGUCCAGGCUGGGGGUCCAGGGAGAGCAUUUGCUGGAGAGGAUGUGGCCGCGGCCCCCAUGGGGCUGCCCUCCCAAGGACCUGGGAUAUGGGGAGGACGGUCCAGGCCCGAACCCCACAGAUGAGGCUUUUGUAGGGGAGGGGGUGCGGAGGAGGCGUCUAGCGCUGCUGAGAUUGAUCUCAGGGAGACCCAGGCGUACAGAUUCAUUAGCAAUAUAAUCAUUUAGGCGUUCUGAGCUAAGGGCAGGGUCGUCAUGAGGGAGAGGGCUCUGGGCGCCCGCCUCAGCUUCCAGGGAGGCCUUAAUAAGGUGUGGGGGACCCCAGCUCCCUCCGUGUGCCCCCAGCCAGCCCCCCUCAGAAGCCAGCUCGCCACUUGCUGCGGGGACGGGGAUGGGCUCCUGGGGGCCGCGUCUCUAACUCCGCCUCGGGCCUCCUGCCUUCCGAGCCGACCCCCCCCCCCGCAGGGCUGUGGUCCCAGCCUCCCAGGGUGGGGCAGGCAUGGGGGCCACAGGCUCUCCUGUCCCCCUCACCACCCCCUCCCCGCAGCCAGUCUUCCCCCAGAGACUGUUUACCGAAGCCGGGCUGAAGCCCAGCCAGCCCGGCCGCCUGCGGGGGGCAGGACGCGGGCACCGGCGUUGGCUCAGGCGCCCAGUGGGUGUCCUCGGUGUUGGCUCAGGCGCCCAGUGGGUGUCCUCCUCCCGGGGGCGGGAUGUCAGGACUGCCAACUGUUCAGGGCUCAGGCUGGUUGUGGGACGCACUUGGACGAUCAGAAAAUAAAGCCAUAUCGAAUGAUGA